AUGUUAGCGGGAUUGUUGUUAUGUGGCUUGUUCGGCUUUUCGGUGCUUAGCUUUGCAGGCUGGAAUGAAGUCGAGGCUGUCCCAACAGGUCGAUGGGGAUUAGCCGCUGCCGCCGUGGACGAUCAGGUCUACGCUAUCGCUGGUCAAGAUGAUAGUCCCAAACUCUCAAAAGUGGAAGUGUACGAUGUCGCAAGGAACAAAUGGAACGAGGGAAAGGAGAUACCAAGCGGCAGGGUGAUGCACGCCGCGGUUACCUUCAAAGGAAAGAUUUACGUCUUUGGCGGAACAUUUGAUGGAAUUGAUCCCGUGGCAAGAGUCGAGGAGUAUGAUCCGAAAAAGGAUGUCUGGACAAUGAAAGCAGCGAUGCCGACUCCGAGAAUCGCUCCGAUGGUGGUCGCAAUGAGCUCGAAUAUCUACGUCAUCGGCGGCGCGACCGCCCUCUACUUUCCGUCUCCGGUGAUCGAGGUAUACAACCCCGCGACGGACACAUGGGAACAGAAGCCGGACAUGCCCAAUCCGAGAUGGGGGGCAGCCGGCGCUAGCAUUGCGUCAAAGGGGAAGAUUUAUAUCUUUGGUGGCGCGACCGAUUUCACCCGCGAAAACUCAACCACAGCGGUGGAUGAAUACGACACCAGAACGGAGACAUGGACACCCAAAGCCGAGAUGCAGCGACCGCUUCAUAAUUUUUCCGCCAGUUUCGUCAAUAGCGGCAUGAUUUAUGUCAUCGGCGGUCAGAAAUGGAAGGGCAAAGGCGGCGUUGAUGGCGGUAUUAAUGACCCGGAUUGGACAUUCUACGACGAUGUUUGGGAAUACUACCAGCAGACGAGAUAA
Molecule: messenger RNA, 831 nt
Organism: Geodia barretti
Lineage: Eukaryota; Metazoa; Porifera; Demospongiae; Tetractinellida; Geodiidae
Source: the annotation of a GenBank genome assembly